AAUUCAACUUCGAACAACACAAAUCAGUUGUGAAUUCCUCCUCAAAGUGUGAAGAAAGCAAAAAUGAAAAAUUAUUAUAUUAUUUGCUUGGGAUUAAUUUUAGUGGUUCAACAUUGCGUCACCUCACCGAUACCGGACGAUGAGCAAAUCGAUGAGCACAAUAAAUUAUAUAUAGAAGUCUUAAAAGACCUUACUGAGUUUGCACUUAAAACUGGAGAUGAACUCCGUGAAUAUGUGACGAGAGUUGUGGACGAAGUAAAGCAAGAUGACGAUAAGGAUUCUUCCAACAUACGCCAGGAAAAAUUGGUUAAAAAUUAUGAAAAAGUAAAGAAUAGCGAAGGCGACCCAAACAUGUUGGAUUUAUACGAACUAACAGGCGAUAUUAUUGAUUUCGCCACCGAUGAUUUUGCAGACAAGGAUGAACAAGCGAAGAAGUUUAUCGAAAAAUAUAAAGUUGUAGAAUUUAGUGAGAAAAUUCGGGAAGCGGUUACGAAGUUUUAUGACCAUAUAUCCGAAGAAUUCGAAACAUACGCCCACGAAUUGGACGAAACUCAAAAGCAAGAGCAACAAAAACUGUUCGACUGGCAUAAGGAUUUUAGCGGAACUAGUGAGAUAAAAGACAAAUUUAAUGAAAUUGUCUCCUUCUUUGAAUUAUUUAAGCCGACCGUGCCAAAGAAAUGAUAGCAACAAAAGAAAAAAAAGAUUUUUUUUAAUAAA
Molecule: messenger RNA, 717 nt
Organism: Glossina fuscipes
Lineage: Eukaryota; Metazoa; Arthropoda; Insecta; Diptera; Glossinidae
Exons: 2
Coding region: 64-681 (205 amino acids)
Source: RefSeq, a predicted model, not a curated record